Molecule: messenger RNA, 2403 nt
Organism: Schistocerca americana (American grasshopper)
Lineage: Eukaryota; Metazoa; Arthropoda; Insecta; Orthoptera; Acrididae
Product: probable cytochrome P450 CYP44
Exons: 10
Coding region: 167-1753 (528 amino acids)
Molecular function (GO): heme binding; monooxygenase activity; iron ion binding
Source: RefSeq, a predicted model, not a curated record
UUCAGAAUUGAAGAAUCGUGGGAUGGAAAUCGUACUUAAGCUAUGACUACUUCGUGGUCGGCCUACUCAGAAUGUCAGUGUUUCAUCAGUACUUGUUUUACGUUAAGCCUUAGAAAAAGGCAGUCCAAUUAUUUUUUUAAUCAGUUUCCUUAUCUAUCGUCUAUUUAUGUCAGCAUUUCAUCAGUCCGCGGGUCACAUUAAGGACGUGAUGGCAACAGUAGGACAAGAAUACUUAUUAUUCCAGAGACAUUUAAAAUCUUCAAAACACUGUUUUGGCAUGCAUUUGUACUUACGGUCAGCACAUAAAGGAGCAAAACCUUUUCAUGACAUUCCAGGUCCAGUCAGAUUACCAUUGUGGGGAAACUUGCUUCAUUAUAAGCUGGGUGCUUUUGAUGGCAGAAAGUAUCACAAAGUUUUAGAACGUCUGCAUGAGCAGUAUGGGCCAAUUGUUAGAGAAGCAAUAGGAUCCAGAACAGUUGUGCAUGUUUUUGAUCCAGAUGACAUAAAGGAAGUGUAUGCGAAUGAAGGGCACACCCCAUUUGUGGCGCCUUUAAUGGAGACAGCCCAGUUAUAUAGAAAGCAGAAAAACAUUUCACUGGGCUUAGGUAAUGUCAAUGGAAAGGAGUGGUACCGUUUACGAAGCUCCGUCCGUCACCUGAUGUUAAGGCCACAGGAAGUGCAUGUAUACUUUCCUGCUGUACAGGAAAUUGCAAAAGAUUUUGUCUCUCAUUUAGAAAAUAUCCUCCUUGUUGAUGGAAAAGUUGAAAAUCUAAGAGAUGAAGUAUCAAAAUGGGUUCAAGAGUCUGCUGGAGCAAUCUGUUUUGGAAGGAGACUAGGUUGCCUAUAUGGCGGGGAAAUGGAGAAAAUGGCACAGAAAAUAAUUGAUGCCAACAAAGAAGUGUUUCAGUUGUCAGCCAUUCUAAAAUUUUCACUGCCUAUGUACAAAUAUUUUCAUACUCCAAAGUGGAAGAGGAUAACAGAGGCAGAAAACUUUAUUUACAGGACAACAGAGAAAUAUGUUGAAGAAACCAUCAAUAAAGUGAAAACAUUACUUGAAAUGGAGAACAGAGUGGAAGAAAAAUAUCAAUUUAUUAUGCAAUUACUUUCAAAAGACACCCUGAGCAAAGAUGAUGUCAUAAUUGUCACAUUUUCUUUAUUUACUGAUGGACUGAGUACAACUGUUCCAGCUCUGUUGUAUAAUCUCUACUGCUUAGCAACAAAUCCUGAGGUACAAGACAAAGCAUAUAGUGAAAUCAAAUCAGUUCUCAAGGAAACUGAUGAAAUAACAGUUGAUGUUCUUAACAAAUUGCCUUACAUAAAAGCAAUUGUGAAAGAAACUUUCAGAUUUUAUCCAAUUGGAACUGAGGUAUCAAGAAUAAUUCAGAAGGAUCUCAUUCUGUCUGGUUAUCAUGUCCCAAAAGGUACACAUGUAGAUCUUACUCCAAAUGUACAUUUCCUGUCUGAGAAGUAUUUUAAGGAUGCAAGAAUAUAUCUCCCAGAUCGAUGGCUCAGAGGAAAUGGAAAUACAAGUUAUCAUCCUUACCUGCUGACUCCUUUUGGACAUGGUACAAGAACUUGUGCAGGUCGUCGGUUUGCUGAACAAGAUCUCUACCUAAUUUUAUUUUAUAUUCUACAAAAAUUCAAACUGGAGUAUCAGAGUAGUAGCAAACGGCUUGAGCAAGUGUUUGAAACCCUACUUUUUCCUGAUGGCUCAGUGGAUGUCAUCUUCAAACCAAGAAGUAAUUAUGCUUGAACAUGUGUGUAAAAAAAAAAAAAAAAAAAAAAAAAAAAAAAAAAAAAAAAAAAAAAAAAAAUCUUAUUUGUAUUCAGUACUUGUGAUGAUAAUUACUUACAUAAAACUGUGUGAAAGGAGAUGAGCAUAGUUAUGUUUCAAAACUUACAUUGCUGUAUGAUUUUCUUAUUAGUGUCUAAAUGAUUAUGCUUUCACCAGCUGAUUGUUAAUUUAUUCCUCCUGCAUACCCAACUGCAACUGAAAGAUUGUUGACAUUCCACAUGAUGCUUUUACUUUGUGCUUUGACAUACCAUGUAAGUGGCAUUAAAAUGGUGAUCCUUGUGUGGUCAAAUAAUGAUGAUCGUGAGAUGUAUCACAGCGUGCAAUGUAACUAAUUUCUAAAGAACAAUAAUGUCUCACUUGACAAUGGCUACAAAGCCAAAAUUGCAAUAGAAGGAGUAAGAUAACAGUCAAAUGGUGAAAACAUCAGUUAGACGAUUACUGAUAUGUUAAUGCCAAGAUUGAUGUAUUAGUUAGAAUUCAUGUACCUCUUUGAAUAUUGUUCUGAAAUAAAUUGUGGAUUACUCAGAAUGGGGAAACAAUCCCCUUCAGAGGACAUCAACUGAUACCAACACAACUUAAAAAUAAAUUUUAUAAUUAGAUUCUUUUUA